Messenger RNA from Centruroides sculpturatus (bark scorpion), 2872 nucleotides. Its product is annotated as ankyrin repeat domain-containing protein 39-like. Gene Ontology annotation, molecular function: protein binding. The transcript is spliced from 2 exons. The coding region runs from base 135 to 608 and encodes 157 amino acids. The record is from RefSeq and is a predicted model, not a curated record. Lineage: Eukaryota; Metazoa; Arthropoda; Arachnida; Scorpiones; Buthidae.
GGGGCGCUAAAUAUGUCAUUGAAUUUUGUAAACAAUGCUGUUACGUCGAAAAUGAAAACUUAGACUUUGGAAACCAAAUUUUUUUAAUUUCAAGAUACCAGUUCCUGAUCAUUUCUAAAAUUUUAAGGAUAGUGAUGAAUUCCAAUCAAUCACAUCAACAUACAAAUCAUUGUUGUCAUUCAGCAUAUUCAUCAGUGCAUCAAACUUUAGAAGAACUUGAUUUUGAAAAAGGUAUUUGGUCAGCAGCUUUAUAUGGUGAUUAUGAUAGAGUAAAAGAGUUUAUAGACAAAAACAAAGAUCCUUCAGUUAGAGAUUCUUCUGGAUACACAGCAUUACAUUAUGCAGCUAGAAAUAAUCAAUUACAGGUUUGUAAGUUGUUGUUAAAAUCAGGUGCUAAUCCCAAUGCCCAAACUCCAGGUGGUGCCACUCCUUUACAUCGUGCUGCAUUUAAAGGAAAUUAUGAAAUAGUUCAGUUAUUAUUACAGUCUGAUGGUGAUCCUACAAUAUGUGAUAGUGAUGGAAAAACACCAAUAGAUAAAGCAGUUGAAAAUAAUCAUAAAAAUGUUGAAAAUAUUUUAAAGGAAGCUGCUCAAAAUAAAAUUCUGUGAUAAUAUAAUGUUUGUAUAUUAAGUUAGACAAUAAAUCUCAAUAUGAAUAAGGAAGAACAAUUUGAUUUAAGAAUAGAAAUCUUCAAUAAUAAUGCAUGAUUUGAUUCUUAAUCCUACAUUGUCACAUUUUAGUUGAUAAGAUGAUUUUUUUAUGAUUAUAAUGAACACAGGAUGACACCACACCAAAUUAAUAAUAAUAACUCUCCCAUGGUCAUCACCUUGUUGUGGUGGGAGAGCCCAGUAAUUUUACUGAUCUAUUGGGCAAUGCCGGCUGGAGCACAAGCUCUUGGUAGGGAUACUCAUGCCAGUAAAGUCUAUGGGGAGAAAUGAAGCUAAGAGUGACCACACCCACAAUCUGUGGAGAUAUUUAUCAUGGUAGUAACCAGGUCUAAGUCUGAUACCGGUUCAGAUGUUGCCCAGGUUAGCAAGGUUUGUGUGGGUUAGGCAGAGGCUCGUGUUCAAAAAAUAUGCCACAGUCUCCUUUGGUUACUGGUGGUGAAAGCAGUGCCAGCCCAAGCAUGGUUACUGCAAUGUUCUCAACAGAUGUGAGGAACCAACUUAGCCUUGGUGUUUCUGUAGCAAUGCAGGCUGGAAAACCACUCCAAUGGAUGAAAUGGACAAUAGAAAUGAACAAGUGAAUCAUCCAUACUUACUACACCAUCACAAGACUUGAAACAAACAUGAUGGCAUAGACAACAACUACAUCAUAGAUUCACACAAUAUCCUCACUUCACUGCCACCAAACAAUGGGUUGUUGAUCAAAAAACAACAAUUAUACACAACCUUAUCCCACAAACAACACUUGAACUAUCAAACAACAGGUUGCUGAUCAAAUACAAGACAAGGUGAAAAGUUCUCGGCCUAGCCCAUAGAUGGCACUGCUACAAAUGAAAUUACUGUUUUGUUAUGGUGGUGGUGCACUUGUUGCAAAAGUAAAUACCAAAUGGAAGGGAUUCAAGUUUAUUCAUUUUUGACAAAAUGAAUAAACUUGAAUCCCUUCCAUCAUAAAAUUUUUCAUUUUGGAUGGUUUAUCGCCAACAGAAAUUCAUCCAAAGUUGGUAAAAGUGUGUAAGGAGUCUGCACCUUCGUUAUCAACAGUAAAAAAAUGGGCAGCGAGUUUAAACGUGGUUGUUCAUCAAUUGAAGAUGAUCCAAGUGAAGGAUGGCCAAAAACUGCAACUACCGAAUAAAAUAUUGAGAAGAUACAUAAUAUGGUUCUAGAUGACAAUUAAAAGUGUAUGAGAUAGCUAAGGCUGUAGGCAUCUCAGAAGAAAGGGUACGGCACAUUUUACACGAAGAACUCAGUAUGAGAAAGCUUUGUGCAAGAUGGGUGCCGCAUUUGUUAAAUGCUGAUCAAAUGACAUAUUGUCAAUAUUUUGUAUUUGAUUUGUCAAUGUUUUGUAGUUGAUUUGUCAAUAUGACAAAUGAAACAAAUGACUAAUUGACUUUCUUAGAAAUGUUUGUGCCAUUUUAAGAAGGAUCCAACUGAUUUUCUGCACAGAUUUGUUAUAAUGGAUGAAAGAUGGGUUCACCAAUUUACAUCUGAGUCAAAAUAACAAUCCAAGCAGUAGGUAGAAACCAGUGGCUCUGCACCGAAGAAAGCAAAGACAAUUGCAUUGGCUGGAUAGGUUAUGGCUAGUAUUUUUUGGGAUUCUAAAGGAAUUCUUUUAAUUGACUACCUGUUAAAGGGUCAAACAAUUAAUGGGGAAUACUAUGCACAUCUUCUUGACCAGCUAGAUGAAAAAAUUAGAGAGAAAAGGCCUGGUUUGCAAAAAAAAAAAAUCCUUUUUCACCAGGACAAUGCACCCGCUCACAAAGGCGCUUUGACAAUGGGAAAAUUAAAACAUUUGAAGUAUGAAUUGUUGGAAUAGCCUCUCUAUUCACCAGAUUUGGCUCCCUCUGACUUUCAUCAAUUUCCAAAUCUUAAGAAAUUUUUGACUGAUAAAUGUUUUGGUUUUGGUGAAGAGGUGAUAGCAGCGGUAAAUGGAUAUUUUGAAGACCUUCCAGAAUUGCACUUCAGGGAUGGAAUUCAGUUAUUGGAGAAAUGUUGGACAGAGUGUAUUGAACUAAAGGGAGACUACAUUGAGAAAUAAAUGCAUUUUUUAAAAUAAAAAACUCAUUUUUUCACUACUAGGCCGAGAACUUUUCACCUUGCCCUCGUACAUCAACAGAAACAUUAACAUUAAUAAGGAUCACAUAACCUGUCGGGAUAAUUCAGCAACAAGCACUGAUUAUAGCACACACACAACAAUUACCACUAAUGAU